This is a messenger RNA of Prunus persica (peach), 2080 nucleotides long. RefSeq names its product putative BPI/LBP family protein At1g04970. Gene Ontology annotation, molecular function: lipid binding. The transcript is spliced from 7 exons. NCBI's taxonomy places the organism in Eukaryota, Viridiplantae, Streptophyta, Magnoliopsida, Rosales, Rosaceae. Bases 394 to 2001 code for a protein of 535 amino acids. The record is from RefSeq and is a predicted model, not a curated record.
UGAUGUUAAACUUUGUAAGCCCGGCCAAGUGUCAACUACCUCUCAAAUAAUGAAGAAAACUCCGAAACCUCAAGUAACUAACUUUUCCACACAAACUCUUACAAUUCCCACCUGUUGCUCUCACAGUCUCACUGGUUCAUCACGACACCAAAUACCGAAGAUGGAUUUUCUCAAAAACCCAAGAUAAGGAUUUCUCUCAUAUCCACUUCUCUUGUUUUUUGAGUUUCCCAUGGUCCGUGUUGAAAUUUGAGUUGUUUUUUCAUUUGGGUUAUCGAUUUUUUUGUGAAAAAUUCUUGUUUUUCACUCCAAGUUUCGAAAGGACCAUGCUCUUUGCAAUUCUCUAGUUCCGUGGUGCAUGCUGUAUGUAGUAGCUUAAUCUAACUGUUUUCUGAGAUGGGUUCCUUCACAAAGUUCAUGGCAUCUGCUAUUUUCUUCAUAGUUUUAUCAUUUUUUCUUGUUCCUACAAGAACCCAAGAAGAAGGAUUCAUAUCUUUUGUCAUAUCCAGCAAGGGUCUUGAGUUUUCUAAGGACUUGCUAAUAGAGCAGGCUGUUUCCUCUAUAAUCCCCCUUCAACUGCCUCAGAUUGAAAAGUCUGUGAAAAUCCCACUUGUUGGCCAAGUUCAUGUUGUUCUGUCCAAUAUCACAAUCUAUAAUGUUGAUAUUGCUUCUUCAUAUGUGGAGACUGGUGACUCAGGUAUUGCUUUAAUUGCUUCAGGAGCCACGGCAAAUUUGAGUAUGGAUUGGUGCUAUUCUUAUAGCACUUGGUUAUUUGAUAUUUCAGAUCAUGGGGACGCCUCCAUUCAGGUUGAAGGUAUGGAAGUGGGUGUUACCUUAGCUUUGAAUGGCCAAGAAGGAACUCUUAAGCUGUCUGUUUUGGAAUGUGGAUGCUAUGUGAAAGAUAUCUCCAUUAAGUUAGAUGGUGGAGCAUCUUGGCUUUACCAAGGGUAUGCAAUCCUCUUAAUCAACUUUGCUAUGAGAAAGACUUAUGUGCCUCUUUGUUUCUGUCAAAGGUUAGUGGAUGCUUUUGAAGGUCAAAUAGUUUCUGCAGUUGAAGACAAUAUUUCCAAGAAAAUCAGAGAAGGAAUAAUGAAGCUUGACUUCUUACUACAAUCACUUCCAAAACAAAUCGCACUGGAUGACAUUGCUGCUUUGAAUGUUACAUUUGUGGGCAAUCCUGUAUUCAGUAAUUCUUCCAUUGAAUUUCAGAUCAAUGGUCUAUUCAUGGCUCCCAAUGAUGAUUUUGCUUCCAGCCUAUACAAUAAGGGUUCACUAGAUCCUGUUCCCUUCAAUGCUCCAGCUAAGAUGGUUGAGAUAUCAUUACAUGAAAAUGUCUUUAGCUCAGUGUCCUUAGUUUUCUUCAAGGCAAAUUAUAUGCAAUGGGUGAUCAACAAAACACCAGAUCAGUCCCUUUUGAACACUGCUGGAUGGAAAUACAUUGUUCCUCAACUGUACAAGCAAUAUCCCAAUGAAGAUAUGGAGCUUAAUAUAUCUGUCUCUUCUCCACCAAUAAUGACAGUUGUUAACAAUGGCAUUAAUAUCACUGUUUACUCUGAUGUGACAAUUGGUGUCAUGGAUGCUGAUGAAGUAAUACCAGUUGCGUGCAUAUCAUUGGAGAUUCAUGCUUCAUGUUCUCCAGAUAUCUUAAUAAAUAAACUAGCUGGUACUGUUAAAUUGAAUCAUGUUACUGCAUAUUUGAAGUGGAGCAAAAUUGGUAACCUUCACAUGCAUCUUGUUCAGGCCGUAUUGUCAACAAUUCUCAAAACUGUUGUGGUGCCAUAUGUGAAUUUACACCUCUGGAAGGGACUACCUUUACCACUUCCUCAUGGGUUUACACUACAUAAUUCUGAAAUCGUCUCCAUUAAUUCAAGGCUUACGAUAUUCAGCGAUGUUGCGAUUGCAGAACGAUCACCGACAUCAUAUUUUCUGCAUUUGGAUGAACUGGGUAUUUUGGUGUCUGGUGCAUGCACGUCCUCAGUCUUUGACAAAAGUACAAGAUAUUGAAGAGACAAUUUGUUCUUUGGGAAUCUGAUGUUUUUAUUCGAAACCAUAAAGUGGGUCAAGUGUGAUUACAAAUUUCCUU